UUUUUUGCCACCCAAACGCGCUUGGGAUUUAUAAAGCUGACAGCUAAUAAUUGGGUCGUCGUCAAAAUUUCUAUUAGUAUCGUUUUUUUUUUUUUUACAAAUUUUGGCCGAAUAAUCAGAUGAAGCAUUUAGCCUAAAGACGAAGCUGCUCUUAACCCGCACUGAAAGAAGCGCCCAUUGUUUUGCAGAGCCAGCUGCAGAGGGCCUGGCCCCAAAAACAAAAGAAUUCGCUGAAUCGCAAACGGGGUAGGCAGAAGCAGGAUGUCGAACCUAUCCGUGGGGCAGAUGAUCAUGGAUGCGCAACGCAUGGCCAGCCGGGUCAAGGACCUGGACGCCCUGGGCACGGCGCUCCUGGAGGAGGCAGAAACCAAUAAUCGGUUGGUGGAGAGCCUGCGGCAGUACCAAGACGACAUCGAAUCCCUCAACCGCAUCUCAAACAACAAGACUAACGCGGACAUGGUCAAUCGCAUCCAACAGCAGAACAUCAACAGUUCGGAGAUCCUCAAGGAGAAUCGCGAACUGAAGAUCUGCAUCGAGGACUACGAGCGGGUCAUGGAACUGAUGAUGCAAAAGUACCGCGAGCACACCGUCUCCAAGGUGCUGGACAGCAAGUUUAGCUUCAAGGAGCUGUACAAUGAGCGCAUGUGGCAGGUGAUCCGGGAGCAGCGCGAGAAGAUCAACGAAAUGGCCGCUGUGAUGCAGCGAGCAGCCAGCAUUGAUGACGGGGUGGUGCAGCGGGAGCUGCAGACCAUCUCUCAGCUGCGCCUAGAGAACGAGACAUUACGCGAGCUGCUUCAGAUCUCCAAGCAGUACGGCUCAUCCCAGCGUCCAAUACGCGAGAGCGACCAUCUGCUGGAGGAGAAGGCGGUGCAGACGGACAGCCUAGCGGACGACUCCGCCGACGACCUGUCCAUUUCGGGUGCCUCGGUGGAAAACAUGAACAACAACUCGGUCAUUCAAAUGUACAGCAGCCCGGAGCAGGCGGCGAAGACCGCCAGCACCACCAACUCAUUCACCACUGCCCCAGUUCAGAGUCAAAGUGAGAUACAAGCACCACCCGUUGCGGUAAUCGAGACGGCGGCGCCGGUGGAUCCGUUGGUUGCUAACGACAACAACAAUGGACCUGCAGUCAAUCCAAUCAGUACCCCGCCACCAGCGACGACGCAAAACGAUUCUGGCGAGGAUCAGGCUGCUGCGACCGCAACAUGAUAGGCCCAGGUGCUUCACGUUGUUGCUUCAUUUGGUCUUCAGUUCGAUCACUGCGCUGUUGCAUCGUAUUUACUCACCCACUCACAAAGCAGCCCGAAUAUAAAGAGGGGCACUCAUAACCUGCAUUAGCUCUUAGCGAUUGAUAAUCUCUAAGUAAUUUAUACAUACGCAUUACCGUUUAAUGUCCAUACGCAUUGUAAACAAUGAAGUUCAUAAGAUCAACCCACUCACACACACAAAUGUAAUGUACAAUGUACUCUGUCGAUUUUAUGAUUUCUAAAUAAAUUCCAUAACAAAUCGAGGAUUAA
Messenger RNA from Drosophila ficusphila, 1517 nucleotides. It is a transcript of the gene Fgop2, whose product is annotated as FGFR1 oncogene partner 2 homolog. The record is from RefSeq and is a predicted model, not a curated record. The transcript is spliced from 2 exons. Lineage: Eukaryota; Metazoa; Arthropoda; Insecta; Diptera; Drosophilidae. The coding region runs from base 262 to 1209 and encodes 315 amino acids.